Molecule: messenger RNA, 3327 nt
Organism: Suncus etruscus (white-toothed pygmy shrew)
Lineage: Eukaryota; Metazoa; Chordata; Mammalia; Eulipotyphla; Soricidae
Gene: KLHL5
Product: kelch like family member 5
Exons: 11
Coding region: 37-2166 (709 amino acids)
Molecular function (GO): protein binding
Source: RefSeq, a predicted model, not a curated record
GCCCGUUGCCUAGACGAUCCCUUGGUUUCUCUGAGGAUGUCUGGUUCUCGUAAAGAGUUUGAUGUGAAGCAGAUUUUGAAAAUCAGAUGGAGGUGGUUUGGCCAUCAAGCGUCAUCUCCUAAUUCUGCAGUUGACAGCCAGCAGGGAGAAUUUUGGAAUCGAGGACAGACUGGAGCAAACAGUGGGAGAAAGUUUUUAGACCCAUGUAGCCUCCAAUUGCCUUUGGCUUCAAUUGGUUACCGAAGGUCCAGCCAACUGGAUUUUCAGAAUUCACCUUCUUGGCCAAUGGCAUCCACCUCUGAAGUCCCUGCUUAUGAAUUUACGGCAGAAGAUUGUGGCGGUGCACACUGGCUGGAUAGAACAGAAGUGGAGGAUGGCACUAGUGAAGAAGAAAAUGAAUCUGAUUCCAGUUCAUGCAGGACUUCCAAUAGUAAUCAAACCAUAUCAUCGUGCCAUACUAUGGAACCAUGUUCAUCAGAUGAAUUUUUCCAGGCCCUUAAUCAUGCUGAGCAAACAUUUAAAAAGAUGGAGAACUAUUUGAGACACAAACAGUUAUGUGAUGUGAUUCUGGUUGCUGGCGAUCGUAGGAUUCCAGCUCACAGAUUGGUGCUGUCCUCUGUCUCGGAUUAUUUUGCUGCAAUGUUCACUAAUGAUGUCAGGGAAGCAAGACAAGAAGAAAUUAAAAUGGAAGGUGUAGAACCAAACUCACUAUGGUCUUUGAUUCAGUAUGCAUAUACAGGCCGCCUUGAGUUAAAGGAAGAUAAUAUCGAGUGCCUGUUAUCUACAGCCUGCCUUCUGCAGCUCUCACAGGUGGUGGAAGCUUGCUGUAAGUUCUUAAUGAAACAGCUUCACCCAUCCAACUGUCUUGGAAUCCGUUCAUUUGCUGAUGCCCAAGGUUGUACAGAUUUGCACAAAGUGGCUCACAAUUACACGAUGGAGCAUUUCAUGGAGGUCAUUCGAAACCAGGAAUUUGUGUUACUCCCAGCCAACGAAAUUGCCAAGCUCCUGGCCAGUGAUGAUAUGAACAUUCCUAACGAAGAGACAAUAUUGAAUGCACUUCUGACUUGGGUCCGUCAUGAUUUAGAGCAGAGGCGGAAAGAUCUCAGUAAACUCUUGGCUUACAUCAGGCUACCUCUUCUUGCACCACAGUUCUUGGCAGACAUGGAGAACAAUGCUCUCUUCCGAGAUGACAUAGAAUGUCAGAAGCUGAUCAUGGAAGCCAUGAAGUACCACCUGCUGCCGGAGCGCCGGCCUAUGUUACAGAGCCCUCGCACAAAGCCCCGGAAGUCCACUGUGGGCACGCUGUUUGCAGUCGGAGGGAUGGAUUCCACCAAAGGAGCAACCAGCAUUGAAAAGUAUGAUCUCCGCACAAAUAUGUGGACUCCAGUGGCGAACAUGAAUGGAAGGAGGCUGCAGUUCGGGGUGGCAGUGCUGGACGACAAGCUGUAUGUGGUUGGUGGGAGAGACGGACUGAAGACUCUGAACACGGUCGAAUGCUACAACCCCAAAACAAAGACGUGGAGCGUGAUGCCACCCAUGUCCACGCACAGGCAUGGCCUAGGUGUGGCCGUGCUGGAAGGCCCCAUGUACGCUGUGGGUGGGCAUGAUGGCUGGAGUUAUCUCAACACAGUGGAGAGAUGGGACCCACAGGCGCGCCAGUGGAAUUUUGUGGCCACCAUGUCAACCCCGAGGAGCACCGUAGGCGUGGCCGUGCUGAGUGGAAAGCUUUAUGCAGUUGGAGGCCGAGACGGCAGCUCCUGCCUCAAGUCAGUGGAGUGCUUUGACCCUCACACCAACAAGUGGACACUGUGCGCGCAGAUGUCCAAGCGACGUGGCGGCGUAGGUGUGACAACCUGGAACGGACUCCUCUAUGCCAUCGGGGGCCACGACGCACCCGCCUCCAACCUCACUUCGAGGCUCUCAGACUGCGUGGAAAGAUACGACCCCAAAACCGACAUGUGGACUGCAGUGGCAUCCAUGAGUGUUAGCAGGGAUGCCGUGGGGGUCUGUUUGCUUGGUGAUAAGUUAUAUGCUGUUGGAGGAUAUGACGGACAGGCUUACCUUAAUACAGUAGAGGCCUAUGACCCCCAGACCAAUGAGUGGACCCAGGUUGCUCCUCUCUGCCUCGGAAGAGCCGGAGCCUGUGUGGUGACCGUGAAACUGUAGUUGAGCGCUUUGUUUUCUAAAUGCAGAUGGGCUCUCCCUUUAUGAAUUGAAUGCUAUUAUUCUUUUCUCCUUGGACACAUUUUUAGCAAAUUUAUGAGGCCACAUUCCCGGGCACGCAGUGCCUGCUCUCACACAGCGGAGGCGGCAUUAAAUACCUUCUUUUCGGAGUGAGUCCCAACUAUAGCCGGUGGAUUGCAAAACUCCCAGCACAACUGAAUGUCUCCUAAAUGCCACCCAAUGCUAACUGGGGACUUAGUUCAUAUUUUACUUACAUUUUCCAGGUUUCUUGUAUUGCACUUGAAAUAUAACAGAUAAAACUUUUUUUAGGAAAAAAAAACAUUUUCUUCUUAACUUUAUCAUACUUGAGUUUAAUUUUAUCCGAAUACACUUGUUCUGUUAACUAUCACCACUGUUUGAAUGAUACACUAAAGACUGUGCUUUUUAAUUUUUUUUUCAGAAUAGCUGCAUUAUAUGUACUUUGGUUGUGGAUUUGAUUUCUAAUGUUCACUCAGUCCAGUGAGCAGAAAAAAAACCACUAACGGGUUUAAAAAACAGCAGCAGUGACCAAAUAAAAGCUUGAUAUAUUGAUCUGUAAGGUCUAUUUAAAUAAUAAUUCCAUCUAUAUUCAUCAAGAAAUAUAUGUUAUAAUACUCUGAAAUUGGAAUUGAGUACUAGUGUUUUGUAUUAACAUUAAGAUAUGCAAUUUAUGUAGGGAAAAUGUUACAUACCUAUAAUGUUCUUUAACGUAACUAAUAUUUAAUUCUAUGAAUUUGUUUUCUUUUAUAUUGUGAAAGAUGUUUUGAUUUUGUUCUUUUUUUUAUACUGACAAAACUGUUCAGAUGUUCUCCAGACUCAGUUUCCUUCCCUGCCUUGUGUCUUACAUUUGCCAGUUAUCAAUCCUUAAUGCUUCUUUGUAGUUAAGCAGUUUGGGGAAACUGGGCUUACUGAAUGCUUAAAAAAAUAAGUACAAAGUGUUUAUUACCCAAAGUUUUGUACAUUUGUAAACUCUAACCACAUUAAGUGAAUGUUAAUACUCUCAGUGAAUUGUUCAUUGUUUGCAAAAAUGCACUGAGCAGUAACAUUUUGUGAUAAAUCCUUUUAGAUAUAAGUCAUUAACUUGUAUCUUAACAUAAAAUGACUAUAAACUCCCAUCUUUUAAAA